AGAUUGCCAAAAUUAUUAACUUUUUAUUUUCCGGCUGAACUCAGCGAUUAUAAUAAUAGCCUCAAAAUAAGUGUGGAAAAUCUGGUCUUUCAAGAACCAGAAAUUAAAAAAAAUGGUAAAGUAAUUCCCGAGACCGAGGAAAUGGCUCGGGUUCCUUUACUCGAAAAUGAUUUAAAAAAAAGCAUUAUCCAGUGGAUCGGAGAGAGUUUCAAAAUCGGAAAAUUCUCUUGUGAAAAAAAAUCUUUUUCUGCUAAAGAGUUAAAAUCUCUGUUAGUUCAAACCAAAAAAAAAUUACAAGAAUUAGAAAAACAGGAACCAACCAAAGCCUCCGAAACCAUUAUUUGGCACCUAACCAAAAAAAUAAAAAUGUUGUCGGAGGAUCAAUAUCAGGUCUGGGAAAUAAAAGAAAACAAGACCAAAAAAGCCGAAAAAAAAUUAAAAUUGUCGUUAGAAAUCUUGGAAUUGGAAGCAGAACAGAUAGCCAUCAGUUUUCACUGCGAACAAGAGCAAAAAAUUGAUUUUUGCCACUUGCCAAAAAUGAACCCACAAGGAAAUUUCAUUAUUAACGGCCACGACAAAGUGGUGGUUUUUCAGUCUGUCCGCGCUCCCUCAGUUUAUUAUUUUAGAGAAGAGGAAGAAGAAAAUGCUAAAAAGCCUCACUCCAUUGAAUUAAAAUUUCUUAACUCGGGUCUUGUGGUCGACUGGUUGGCUGUUUUAAAGACUUUCGCCGUCUCUCCUGAAAUUCUUCAGACCUUAUUUAGCGAGGAGGAUCUAAACAUAGCCAAUUAUUCUGAAGUCCAAGCAUUAGAAACUGGAGCAGGUCGAGCCAGUUUGCCACAUUUUUUAUUUACUGAAAGCAAAGGCACUUCUUAUUUUAAUAUUGGAAAAUUAGGACGGCGAAGAUACAACCAAAAAAUAGACCUUUUUCAACAAUUAAGGGAUCAAAAAUUAGCCGAGGAUCUACUGGAUAAAAGCGGCCAAGUAAUCCUGAAAAAAAAUGCUGUUUUCAACGAAAAAAAUCUAGCAAAAUUAGCGAGUACUCUCCAAAAGAAAAAAAUUAAUAGUUUUUCUGUUCCACGUUCGACCAAUGACUUAUAUGUCGUUAAAGUAAAAUCGCCACGUCAACCGGAAAAAAUUAUCCCAGUGGUAGGAAUUGGCGAAAAAUUGUCGGAGGCAAAAACCUAUUUUGACUUGGCCGACCUAAUUUGUGCCGUUUCUUAUUACGUCAAUUUGCAUCAUGGUUUAGGCAAAACCGAAAAAAAAGAAGAUGAGGACAAACUAGAAAAUCAGGUUAUUCGGCGGGUCGGUGACCUAGUUUACAACAUUUUUGAUAAUAAAUUGGGGGGAUUUUUACAAGAAAUUGGUGACAAAUACUUAACUAAUUAUCUUUCUCAAUUAAAAAAAGUCGACUUUGCCAAAAUACCUAAUUUAAAAGAUUUUGAUGCUCUUGUCAGACACUUUUUCAACACCUCGUCUUUGGUUCGAUUACAAAAUCAAAGCAAUUUCUUGUCGGUUAUUUCCGACGGGCUAGUAUCCAGCGUAAUGGGAUUAGGAGGUCGUAAUGCGGUUAAUGCCACCUUGUCUGCUCGUAAUGUAGAUGCCUCUUUUAUCGGUCGUUAUGACCCGAAUGAAACUCCCGAAGGUCGCAAUACGGGCUUGGUACGUCGUAUAACUAUCGGUGCCGAAAUAAAUGAGGACGGGCAAUUAACAACUCCUUAUUUUCCUGUCCAGAACGGUGUAAUUAUUCCUAAACCAGUUCACUUAACCAGCGAAGAAGAAAAAGACAAAUAUAUCGCCCAUUUUAAUACUAAAAUUGACGAAAAAAAUAGGAUUGUUGAAGAAACGGUAAUGGCUAUUCACCAAGAGAAUUUCGUCCGCGUACCUAAAGAGAAAAUAAAUCUCAUUUACAGUUCUUUUUAUCACUUAAACUCCGUAACUGGUGCCACUAUUCCUUUUUUUAACCACAACGACGCUACUCGUAUGCUUAUGGCAACCAAUAUGCAGCGGCAAGCCAUAACUUGCUUGAAAAAUCAAGAGCCAUUAAUUGCUAGCGGAAUCGAGGCUAACCUGUUAGAAAAUUCCCCCUUGACCGUCAAGGCUGAGGAAAAAGGAGUAGUAGAAUAUGUGGAUAGUCAGCAAAUUAUCCUUAAAAAGAACAAAAGUAAAAAAAUUUAUCCUUUAGAACAAUUAGUAGUUUCCAACAAAAAUACUUUGGGAUUUUCUUUACCGCUAGUAAAAAAAGGCGAAUCAGUCUCAAAAGGGCAAAUUCUGGCUUGCGGAAAUCAGGCUAGUAAUGGCGAAUUAUCUUUGGGAUAUAAUUUACGAGAUGCUAUUAUUUUGAGCGAAAGAUUAGUCAAAGAGGAUAUUUUAACUUCCUUUUUUGUCAAAGUACAUACUAUUACACUUCACAACACCAAAUAUGGUCCAGAAAUAUUUACGGUCCCUCGCGCUGGGAAAAAACAAUAUCCUCACUUAGGAAAAAAUGGCAUGGUAAAAAUUGGCAGCCGAGUGAAAGGUAAUGAGGUCUUAGUAGGAAAAAUAACUCCUGAACCUAGCCCUCAUAAGGAGUCCGAAGAGGAAUCAUUGCUAAUGAGUAUUUUCGGGGAAAAAGCCCGGCGUUUUGUUGAUUCCUCUCUCCGUUUGCCAGCCGAAGAAGCCGGUAUAGUUUAUGAUAUCAAAAGAAAAAAAUUUCCCAAAACUAAUAGAAGGAAUUUAGAAUUAGUCGAAGUUUAUGUCGCCCAAAAAAGGAAAAUCGAAGUGGGUGAUAAGUUGACCACUCGUUUUGGCAACAAAGGAGUAGUAGCUAAAAUUGUGUCGGAAGCCGACAUGCCUUUUGACGAGCAAGGAAAACCUAUCGACAUAAUUUUCAAUCCCCUCGGCAUUCCCACUCGUAUGAAUAUCGGUCAAUUAUUAGAAACUGUUUUAGCUGCAGCAGCCCAUAAACUUAACAGCAAAUUGCUUUGCCGACCUUUCAACUCUCCCUCUCCGUCUGCCAUCAAAGAAAUCAUCCAAGAAGCCGGCUUGGAAAAUUAUGGAGCCACAAAAUUAUUUAACGGCCAAAACGGCUUACCUUUUGAAAAAAACAUUUACAACGGCUACAUAUAUACUAUUAAAUUAAAUCACAUGGUUGCUGAUAAAUUCCACGCUCGGAAUGUGGGUCCUUAUUCACUCAUUUAUCAGCAGCCUGUCAAGGGUCGAUCCCAAAAUGGUGGUCAAAGAUUUGGAGGAAUGGAAGUCGAUUGUGCAUUAUCCCAUGGAGCAUCCUAUAACAUUAGCGAAAUAUACGGCUCUAAAUCGGACGAUAUUGCCAAACGAAAUUUAUCCCAAUACUCCUUAGUAUUUGAUGACCGUCAAAUUGACUUGCGCAGUAAUAAUU
Messenger RNA from Racocetra persica, 3376 nucleotides. NCBI's taxonomy places the organism in Eukaryota, Fungi, Glomeromycota, Glomeromycetes, Diversisporales, Gigasporaceae. The record is from the annotation of a GenBank genome assembly.